This is a messenger RNA of Funneliformis geosporum, 254 nucleotides long. NCBI's taxonomy places the organism in Eukaryota, Fungi, Glomeromycota, Glomeromycetes, Glomerales, Glomeraceae. The record is from the annotation of a GenBank genome assembly.
AAAAUGAGGACUAUGAAACCAAAACUGAUGAACUAACUCGUAAAAAAGGUGAACUAGAAGCGGAAAUCACCAAAAAAUCCGAGUUAGAAAAGAAACAUAAAAACAAAGCCAAAUUACUGGAUGAAGAACAAUGCGAAAAUAAUAAGUUGGUUGAAAAGAUAACCAGUUUAGAAGCAAAGGAAAAAGAAUUAAACCGAACUAACUUGGAAGAAAGCCAAACUGUGAAUGAACUCUCUACUAAACUCCGAAACUGA